AUUAAGUCGAGCUCUGUUUGUUCAUUUUACUAUACCCAAGACAAAACCAUGUCAAAUAGAGUUUUCUAGACGAUGGUUUGUUACCUCACAACUUUACAGACCCAUGGCAUUUUACUCUUUAAAGCCUUUGACUGAGCAAAGAGUAGUUCAACUGAAAAAGACAUUUGAAAAGAAUUUGAGUGCUUUGGGUGUUGUAGGUAGAAUCUACCUUGCACCAGCAAAAGGCAUUGGCGGAAUCAAUUGCCAAAUGUCUGUACCAAUUUCACAGUUGGAUCAAGUCAAAGAAUACUUUAAACAACAUGAAUCUGAUUUUGGAACAAUAGAGUAUACACAAGGCAUGGAAGAUACCACAACGCCCAGCUUUGAAAAGCUUCGAGUGUUGAUCAAAAAGAAUUUGGUGGCUGUUAGACACAACAUCAACAUGAAAGAACUAGAGAAUCAGCCUGAAUAUUUGACAGCUGAAGAAUGGCAUCGAGACUUAAAAGAGAAGAAGGAUAUAUUUUUGAUAGACAUGCGCAAUCGAUAUGAAUAUAACCUAGGUCACUUUACGAAUGCGAUAAAGAUGGAUGUAGACACAUUUAGAGAUGGCGUACAUUUGUUAGAUGAUAUGGUGAAGGAUAGAUCAAAGGAUGAAGAUAUAUAUAUGUAUUGUACAGGAGGCAUACGAUGCUCUGUUGUUGGGCCAUAUCUGAAAAAUAAGGGAUAUAAGCAUGUCAAGAUGCUAAAGGGAGGCAUAUCUGCUUAUGGACAAUACAUCAAAGAGAACAGUACAGAGUCUUUAUUUAAAGGCAAAAACUUUGUAUUCGACGGAAGAAGAACAGAAAGGAUCACGGAUGAUGUGCUAUCCAAAUGUUAUCAAUGUGGAUCCAGUUGCGAUCAUAUCACAAACUGUCAAAAUACAAGGUGUCAUUUAUUGUUUAUUCAAUGCGACAAGUGUAAUACAAACAAAGGUACUACAUGCAGUGCCCAUUGUCAAAAUGUGAUUGAAGGAAAGGAAAUAUACAAGUAUGAUUAUGAUUAUCAUCAGCAGCUCAAAGGGAUUUUAUAGUGCGCUUAGUUUAUCCAAUUCAAUAAUAAACAUGGAUAAAAGUCGCUCAUUGUCACUAUAAAACUCAAGUGUGGUAGAUGUAUAGUCUAGUGUGAACUGAACUACUUCACAUUGGAUGACAUUCUACAGAUAAAAGUAAAUUAUACACAGAUCAUCUAU
Rhizopus microsporus ATCC 52813 is the source of this 1207-nucleotide messenger RNA. Its product is annotated as Rhodanese-like protein. The transcript has 4 exons. The coding region runs from base 104 to 1048 and encodes 314 amino acids. NCBI's taxonomy places the organism in Eukaryota, Fungi, Mucoromycota, Mucoromycetes, Mucorales, Rhizopodaceae. The record is from RefSeq and is a predicted model, not a curated record.